AUUUCACACAAUCUAUGGCCAACACAAUGAGAUCCAUGAGAUUUUUACUACUCUUUGUCUUCAUAUUAAGUAUGUUUUCAAUAAUCUACAAUAAAUCAGAUAUGGAUAUAAUGAGAGAGAAAUGUGUGGCCACAAUCCGCAAACGAAGUUUCAUGCAUUGCUUUCAAGACUUCGAUAACGAAGCCAAUAAACCCAAAGAGGAAAGAAAUAUGAAGGCCUUAUGCUGUGCCGGUUUUUUCAUGGAGUCGUGUGCGCUGAAGAUCAUUGAGAGACAUUGCGGCCAAACCAUCAAAAACAAUGCCAAACAAUUCAUCGACAAAUACAGAUUGCCUUCGAAGGAAUGUAUUGAUUACGGAACCAUCACUUGUAUGAUAACCACAAACGUGAUCAUUGGUGUGGCCGUCGGUCUCACACUUGUCCUCCUUUUAGUCCUGUCGUUAAUUUAUUGGGUUAUUGUCAUGUAUUCAUUGAAUGAAUGCAAUGUUUUAUUGGACGAAGUGAAGACUUUAUGGGAAGUUGGCAAAUGUUUGGCCAAAAUCACACCCAAACUCACUACCGCUUGUGUUAAGAGCACUGACCACCAGAAUGCCGGAUUCACAGAGUACACAACUCAGGAGGUAUGUAACCCUACUAUCACUGCUGUCAUUACCAUCCCUCACACCACCGACAGGAUGGGUGCCGACGGUAUAACUCUCUCUACUCAUGUGCAGUGA
Molecule: messenger RNA, 713 nt
Organism: Medioppia subpectinata
Lineage: Eukaryota; Metazoa; Arthropoda; Arachnida; Sarcoptiformes; Oppiidae
Source: the annotation of a GenBank genome assembly